AUGCUUUUUUUAAUUAUUUUCACAUUAUUAAUUAAUGUCUUAGCUCUAGUUAAUUUGACAAUAGAUGAGCAGUUCUCGGAGACUGAAACGGCUUUGAAAUUGUUACAAUCUCAAUAUCAAGUGAAUUAGACUGUUCGAAACGCAGCGUUCUAUUUUUAACCUUUCCAAGUAGAUUAAGAUAAAUAUUUAACAGUUGAAUUGACUUUUUUGUUUCCUUAUGAUGGAGAUGUGGAUUUAGAGUUUUCAAUUACAAAAAAUAAGGACGAUAACACUAGUUCUGAUAUUGAUAUAUUUUACGAUCUAAAUGCAUAAUAUUUGAGGAAGUAAUAUCAAAUAAUUCAAAUAAACCCAUUUACGUUUGAUAAGAAUGAUAAAUUCUACAUUGAUGUGAAAAUUAAAGAAACUAAUUUCAAAGAUUAUUUAUAUUUAUUAAAAAUAACUAAAACUUCAAACAAAAUUUGUCCAAAUUAUUGUGGAAACUCAUUAUUAGGACAGUGUGAUACAGAAAAUGGAAUUUGUUCAUGUUUUUCUGAAUAUGUAGAUUUAGAUUGCUCGAAAAAGGCUUCUCAAUUAACUAUGAAAGAACCCCUUCAAAAUAUCAAAAUAUAAAAAUAAGAAUAUUUCUAUUUCUAACGUGACUAACUAAAUUCUAACAUUACUUUGAAUUUUGGAUUAAUGAAUUCUUAAUAUGAAACUUCGGGUGUUGAGAUCUUUAUUAUGUAUGAGAACUUUGAACUAGGAGUACCAUGUGAAUAGUUUAGCAACUAUAACUUUUCUUUAAAAAAUAAAUCUUCUCACUCAGAGGUAAUAGAUCUUGCACCUUUGAUAUUCGACGAAAACCUAUAAAGAUAUCAAAGAUUAUUGAUCACCAUCAGUGCCUAAUACUCCGCUCUCAUUUAUCUCUAAGCAAGCAUAUCCACUUCUGAGAGUAACUUUGAUAUAGAUUCAAGCUUAAUUAUUGUAUACGUCCUAGUCUCAAUAGCAAUUGUGUUAUUAUUGACCUGGAUCAUUGUAAUUGUGAUUAGGUAUAGAAGAAGCUCAAGAGUUCAAAAUGUAGGCUAUAAUGUUUCUCAUCCUCAAAAUAACAACAAUAGAAGAAAUUUGUCUUCUUUGACUGCAAAUCUCGUAGAUCAUUACAUGCCAAAAUUAAAAUACUUUUAAAUCUUGGAAUUUCCAGAUUUCUAGGAUUUAGAUAUUUAGGAAACUUGCUCUGUUUGUUUACUAGAAUAUUAAAAGCAAGCCAUAUGUAGGUUUACUCCUUGUCAUCAUAUUUUUCAUGCAGACUGCUUGGAACAAUGGAUUAUGAAACAUGAAAACUGUCCUUUAUGUAGAACAGCCUUAGAUUAUAAAACCUUGAAAGAAUUACUCAAUUAAAAUAAUCUUACAGCCUUUAAGUAACAUCUAUAAAAGGAGAAACUUAAAAAGAAUAAUAUAGUUAUUUAAAGUCAUUUGUUCUCCAAUGCUCAGACUGAAUUGAGAAUGAUUCAUAAUUAAGCAGAAAAUCCCUGA
Molecule: messenger RNA, 1509 nt
Organism: Paramecium tetraurelia
Lineage: Eukaryota; Ciliophora; Oligohymenophorea; Peniculida; Parameciidae
Exons: 2
Source: RefSeq, a predicted model, not a curated record